CUACUAGAUCUCCCUACAAAGAUGCAAACGGAAAUAAGAAAAUGUUGGCUAGUACACAAUUUGAAAGCGUUUUUGCUCGACGAGCAUUUCCCUGUUUUGAUGAGCCUACUUAUAAAGCAAAUUUUGAUAUUCAAUUGGAAGUUGAUGAACAAUUAACUGCUUUAUCUAAUAUGAAUGUUACUGAAGAAAAAAUUAUUGGAAAUGGCAAAAAAUUGGUGACAUUUGCCAGAACUCCAUUAAUGUCCACUUAUUUGGUUGCUUUUGCUUCAAAAACAAAUGAUGGAUGUAUUGUUCGUGUUUAUACUGUGCCCGGGAAGAAAGAUAAAGGACAUUAUUCACUUUCAGUUGCCGUUAAAGCUAUUGAAUGGUUUUCUGAAUGGUAUGGAAUUAAAAUGCCUCUUCCAAAAUGUGACUUGAUUGCAAUUCCUGAAUUUUCUAUGGGUGCUAUGGAAAAUUGGGGUUUAAUAACUUUUCGUGAAUCCGCUCUCCUUUGUGAUCCUGUAUUGACCUCUUCAUCUACAAAGCAAAAUAUUACUCAAACAGUAGUUCACGAAGUUGGUCAUUUCUGGUUUGGUAAUUUGACAACAAUGAAAUGGUGGUGUGAUUUAUGGUUGAAAGAAGGUUUUGCUACAUUUAUGGAAUUUGUAAUGAGUGGUUAUAAUUAUCCUGAAUUUAAAUUAUGGCUCCACUUUGUUAGCUCUCAAACAGUUUCUGCAAUGGGGAGAGAUUCAAUGAGAAAUUCACAUCCAAUUGAAGUUCCAAUUAACAAUCCAAAUGAAUUAGAAGAUAUCUAUGAUAGUAUUACUUAUGAUAAGUCGAAUUGUGUUAUUAGAAUGUUGUUUAAUUAUUUGGGUGAACCAGCCUUUCAGAAGGGUGCACAAAUUUAUUUGGAUCGUUUUAAAUAUUCUAAUGCAACAACUGAUGAUCUUUGGAAAUGCUUGAGUGAAGCAUCAGGAGUUGAUGUUGGUUCUUUAAUGUCUUCUUGGACACAACAAGUUGGUUUUCCUUUGGUAACUGUCCAAGAAAAAAUUUUGGAUGGUGAUAAACGUGAAUUGACUUUAAAACAAAGACGUUUUCUUAUUGAUGGCAGUAUUGAUGAAAAUAAACCAGUUUGGCAAAUUCCAGUUUCUGUAACUGUUCGAUCUGAUCCUUCAAAGCCUGCGGCAAAGUUUUUAUUAACCAAAGAAGAAGAUAAAUUUGUUAUUGAGGGUGUCAAUUCAAAUUUCUCUUCUUUCUUUCGAGUCUUUUAUCCAGACGAAAUGUUAAAAAAGCUUCUUCAAGGAAUUCAAGACAAAGAACUUGAUGUUAUUGAUAGAUUUCAGAUUGCUGAUGACCUUUUUGAGGUAAUCACUGCGGGACUGCUUCCUAUUUCGCAAUUUUUGGAAUUUUUUUCUGUUUGCGGUAAGGAAGAUAAUUUAAUUGUCUGGCAAUCUAUUAUCUCCUGUCUUUCACAAAUAAACCAUAUUCUUAUUAAUUUGGACGAUGAUGGUCGAUUAUUGGAGAGAUUUAAUCGCUUUGUUUGUAAAGUCAUUGAGCCUGUUGCUGAGCGUUAUGGAUGGGAGCCUAAGGAAGGAGAAGAUAUGCAAACAUCCCAAUUGCGUUCUUUGCUAAUUGGUCGUUUAAGUCGGUCUAAACAUCUUCCAACUAUAGAAGUGGCAUUAAAUAAAUUUAAAGCGCAUGUAGAGAAAGGAGCUGAACUUGUUCCAGAACUGCGUUCUGUUAUUUAUGCAACUGCCGCUAGGUCCAACGAUGCCAAAAUUAUUGAGGCAUUACAGAAUAUUUUGACUACUUGUAACUUUGCUGAAAUCGAAAGUACAUGUAUUAUGGCUCUCGGUCAAUGCACAGAUUUAAAACUUUUGGAGCAAAUAUUUAAUCAUGGAAUUCUUGAUAAUAACAUUAGAAGUCAAGAUAUUUUUAAGCUUUUUGCAUCAGUAAAUUGUUCUACUAAUUCUGCAGCUCAACGUUUUGCCUGGAAUUUUUUCAAAGAUAAUAUUGAUUUAAUGACAAAUCUUUGGGAUCCAUCUUCCUCUUUGUUCGAGAAAGCUCUUUCGAUGAGUUCAAAUCAUUUUUGCUCCGCUUCUGAUUCUAAUGACUUUCAGAAUUUCGUCAAAUCUAUUUUUUCUGGAAGUGUAAUGGAGACAUUACAAGGCCCCAUUCAGCGUAUAGUGGAACGAAUAAAAUUGAACGGGCAAUUUAUGAAAAACCAUACACAAAACUUGCAGGAAUAUUUACAAGCUGCUGGUUAUUAA
Molecule: messenger RNA, 2249 nt
Organism: Meloidogyne enterolobii
Lineage: Eukaryota; Metazoa; Nematoda; Chromadorea; Rhabditida; Meloidogynidae
Source: the annotation of a GenBank genome assembly